AUGGAGAAGCACAGACUUGUCCGUAAUGGAGAUGUUGACAGUUGCAGAACACUUCCCACAGUGCCGCACUGCCAAGCUGUGCUUGAUGUAAUUACUCAGCAAAGGAUGGUGUGUGAUCCGCUAUGUUCAGUGGCAGGAUGCUGGGGUCCCGGUCCAGAUCAGUGUCUCUCUUGUAAAUACUUCAGCCGGGGAAAGACAUGUGUGAAAGCCUGUCAUCUCUAUGAUGGAGAUGUUCGCGAGUUUGCCAAUGGAUCAGUGUGUGUGGAGUGUGACAGCCAGUGUGAAAAGGCCGAAGAUAAAACUUUUACCUGUCAUGGCCCUGGUCCAGAUCACUGUGUGAAGUGCUUGCAUCUCAAAGAUGGACCCAACUGUGUGGAGAAAUGCCCUGAUGGUCUGCAGGGAGCAAACAGCUUCAUCUUCAAAUAUGCUGAGACCAACAACGAGUGCCAUCCCUGCCACCCCAACUGCACCCAGGGGUGUACUGGACCCCAGAUCCAAGAUUGUAUUGGGAUGCUGGACAGGACUCCUCUGACUGCAGCUGGGGUGAUUGGGGGGAUGUUUGUGGUCGUAAUUGUGGCCCUCGGAUUUGCUAUCUUUUUCCGACGGAAGAGCAUCAAGAAGAAAAGAGCUUUACGCCGUUUCCUGGAAACAGAGCUGGUGGAGCCUUUAACGCCAAGCGGCACAGCGCCCAACCAGGCACAGUUGCGUAUACUGAAAGAGACAGAGCUUAAGAGGGUCAAGAUCUUGGGAACAGGAGCCUUUGGCAUUGUUUACAAGGGAAUCUGGGUUCCAGAAGGAGAAACUGUGAAGAUUCCAGUGGCCAUAAAGAUACUCAAUGAAAGCACAGGACCAAAAGCCAAUGUGGAGUUUAUGGAUGAGGCGCUGAUCAUGGCCAGCAUGGAGCAUCCUCAUCUAGUGCGUCUUUUGGGGGUCUGCUUGAGUCCCACUAUUCAGCUGGUAACUCAGCUCAUGCCCCACGGCUGCCUGCUGGACUACGUACAUGAACACCAGGAGAACAUCGGCUCCCAGCUGCUGCUCAACUGGUGUGUGCAGAUCGCAAAGGGUAUGAUGUACCUGGAGGAGAGGCGGCUGGUGCACAGGGACCUCGCGGCCCGUAAUGUCCUGGUGAAAUCUCCAAACCACAUUAAGAUCACUGAUUUUGGACUUGCUCGACUGCUGGAAACCGAUAAAAAAGAGUACAGUGCGGAUGGAGGCAAGAUGCCCAUUAAGUGGAUGGCCCUUGAGUGCAUUCACUACAGGAAGUUCACACAUCAGAGUGAUGUAUGGAGCUAUGGGGUGACUAUCUGGGAGCUGAUGACGUUUGGAGGAAAGCCCUACGAUGGGAUUCCCACACGUGAGAUUCCAGACAUCUUGGAGAAGGGCGAGCGUUUGCCCCAGCCAACCAUCUGCACCAUAGACGUCUACAUGGUGAUGGUCAAAUGCUGGAUGAUUGAUGCUGAUAGUCGGCCUCGGUUUAAAGAACUCGCUGCAGAGUUCAGCCGCAUGGCACGAGACCCUCAGAGAUACCUCGUCAUACAGGGGGACGAUCGCAUGAAGCUGCCCAGCCCCAACCACAGUAAGUUCUUCCAGAGUCUUCUAGAUGAGGAGGAGCUGGAUGACCUGAUGGAUGCUGAGGAGUACUUGGUUCCUCAUUCCUUAAAUGCUCCUCCCACUUCCCAUAUGCCCCACCCACAUGUAGAUUCAAAUCAAAACCAGUUUGCGUAUCAUGAUGGAAGUUUGUGCCCUGAAGAGGUGAUAGGAUCCCGACCUCAUGAGGCAGUUGCUACAGGAAGUGGCCCCUCUGUCCCGGCAGGUAUACAAAGAUCAGGUCUGGACCCAGCAGAUGAGCAACACUGCAAUGGAAGCUUAAAGAAACAGCCCACAGCUCACUCAGUAGAGGAGAGCAGUGGACAGCGUUACAGUGCAGACCCAACUGUCCUACUGGGAGAGAAAGGACAGAUGGAAGAUACAGAUGAGGAUGGUUAUAUGUCCCCUAUGAAGGGCAAGAUCUCCACAAAUCAUCUGAACCCUGUUGAGGAGAAUCCUUUUGUAACAAGGCGUAAAAAUAAAGACAUUCAUGCACUAGACAACCUGGGUUACCACAGCGCCCCUGAUGGGAAGCCCAAUUGUGAAGAUGAGUAUAUCAACGAGCCCCUUUACCUCAACACAUUCAACAACCCCAGCGGCAUGAACCAGGAGAUGUUAAGGAAAAAUGGAGUCUCCAUCCCAUUGCAGGUGACCACAGCAGCCCACACUCAAAGCACCCAUGUUCCCCACAUCGCACAAUUGGGAAAACCCCAUCAUCACAGCAACGGACCGCACGUUCAUUUCGCCAUACCGCCAGUUCAGCCGGUACACCCUGGACCGAUGAGCCAAAAUGAUCAACAAGCCCAUUCAGUUCAGUUGGUUCAUGAUCAUGGCAGUAAAUCUGUCCCACCAGCAGGCCAGAUCUGUCUAGUGAGCCAUCAAGUCCAACCAGGGCACCCAAACAAAUCUAAUCGUUCGCCCCAACAGUUUCACUUGGCAAAGUCUGGUAAAGGUGGCACAAUGGGCCUACCGGGUCAUCCGGUGCAACCGGGCACCCAGAUUGGGACCGUAUUAGUGGACAAGAUGUACAAGAAUAGCUUUGACAAUCCUGAGUAUUGGCAGCAAAGCCUUCCGCCCAAGGUUACCCCUCAAAACUCCCAAGACUCUUCGGUGAUCUGCAAUAACAAGUUCCUUUACAAGCAGAAUGGCCACAUACAGCCUGCCGUGGCUGAAAACCCUGAAUAUCUGUCUGGUAUGAAGCCAGGAACAGUCCUGCCUCCUCCUCCAUACCGGCAGAGGAACACUGUGGUCUAACGUCCAGGUCUCCAUGCUCCGUAGAGCCUGGUUCUUCUACCAGCACCUUAAAUGUCUUUCUUUGACCCUCUGGUGGUCAAAAAUGGGACGAGAAACAAUAUAAGCCACUGAACUGCCAUUAUGUCACAUAAAAUAAUGGCAUAAAAACCAUUGGGGAAAGCUCAACGCAACCCAUCCAUCCACAAAGACCUCGCCAGUUGUCCAGGAACGUUUUUUUUCUCCUCCACAGGUAUUUUAAAGUCUCUCAUAUGGGAUGGCACAUAAUCAGAUGUACUAACAUCAUUAAUUUAUUGAAAUUAGAUAUUAAGUACACUCUAAAAAAUAAAAAUUCCAAAGUUUCACAGCAAUGCCAUUGGACUUGGGUGUCCAGUUCUGCUCCUUGAGGGCCAAUAUCUUGCUGAGUUUAGCUCCAA
Sinocyclocheilus anshuiensis is the source of this 3254-nucleotide messenger RNA. Its product is annotated as receptor tyrosine-protein kinase erbB-4-like. Gene Ontology annotation, molecular function: epidermal growth factor receptor binding; ATP binding; transmembrane receptor protein tyrosine kinase activity. The record is from RefSeq and is a predicted model, not a curated record. Gene Ontology annotation, cellular component: basal plasma membrane; plasma membrane; signaling receptor complex. Bases 1 to 2841 code for a protein of 946 amino acids. NCBI's taxonomy places the organism in Eukaryota, Metazoa, Chordata, Actinopteri, Cypriniformes, Cyprinidae. The transcript has 16 exons. Gene Ontology annotation, biological process: cell surface receptor protein tyrosine kinase signaling pathway; neurogenesis; negative regulation of apoptotic process.